Molecule: messenger RNA, 1419 nt
Organism: Molossus molossus (Pallas's mastiff bat)
Lineage: Eukaryota; Metazoa; Chordata; Mammalia; Chiroptera; Molossidae
Product: stromelysin-1-like
Exons: 10
Coding region: 1-1419 (472 amino acids)
Biological process (GO): proteolysis; collagen catabolic process; extracellular matrix organization
Cellular component (GO): extracellular matrix
Molecular function (GO): zinc ion binding; metalloendopeptidase activity
Source: RefSeq, a predicted model, not a curated record
AUGAAGAACCUUCCUGCUCUGCUGCUGUGUGUGGCAGUUUGCUCAGCCUUCCCGCUGGACCGAGCUGCGGAGGAGGACCACAUGGACCUGGCUCAGCAUUACCUAGAGAACUACUACAAUCUUGCAAAAGAUGUAAAGCAGUUUGUUAGAAGGAAGGACAGUAGCCCUGUUGUUAAAAAAAUCCAAGAAAUGCAGAGGUUCCUGGGGCUGACGGUGACUGGGAAGCUGGACUCAGACACGCUGGAGAUGAUGCACAAGCCCAGAUGCGGAGUUCCUGACGUUGGAGCCUUCUCUACCUUUCCUGGCAUGCCAAAGUGGAGGCAAACUCGCCUUACUUACAGGAUUGUGGAUUACACACUGGACUUGCCAAGAGAUGCUGUUGAUUCUGCCAUUGAGAAAGCUCUGCAAGUCUGGGAAGAGGUGACUCCAUUUACAUUCUCCAGGAUUUAUGAAGGAGAGGCUGACAUAAAGAUCACUUUUGCAGUUAGAGCUCAUGGAGACCUUUACCCUUUUGAUGGACCUGGAAAGGUUUUGGCUCACGCCUAUCCACCCGGGCCGGGGAUUCAUGGAGAUGCUCACUUUGAUGACGAUGAACAAUGGACAAAGGAUACAUCAGGGACCAAUCUAUUCCUCGUUGCUGCUCAUGAACUUGGCCAUUCCCUGGGUCUCUAUCACUCGGACAACCCUGAAGCUUUGAUGUUCCCAACGUACAACUCAUCCACAAACCUGGCCAAGUUCCGCCUUUCUCAAGAUGAUGUGAAUGGCAUUCAAUCCCUGUAUGGACCUCCCCCUAAUUCUCCUGAUGAUCCUGUGGUGCCCACAUCAUCCACCCCUCCUGAGCCACCAGCCAUGUGUGAUCCCACUUUGUCCUUCGACGCAGUCAGCACUCUGAGGGGAGAAAUCCUGUUCUUUAAAGACAGACAUUUUUGGCGAAAAUCCCUAAGGACUCUUGAACCUGGAUUUUAUUUGAUCUCUUCGUUUUGGCCAUCCCUUCCUUCAGGAGUAGAUGCUGCAUAUGAAGUUACUAGCAAGGACACUGUCUUCAUUUUUAAACAAAAUCAGUUCUGGGCCAUCAGAGAAACAAAAGUACAAGCAGGUUACCCUAGAGACAUCCAAACACUGGGUUUUCCAUCAACAGUAAGGAAAAUAGAUGCAGCCAUUUUUGAUAAGGAAAAGAAGAAAACAUACUUCUUUGUAGAGGACAAAUACUGGAGUUUUCAUGAGAAAAACCAGUCUAUGGAUCCCGGCUUUCCCAGGCAAAUAAUGGAAGACUUUCCAGGGGUUGGCCCAAAGGUUGAUGCUGUUUUUGAAACAUUUGGGUUUUUCUAUUUCUUCAGUGGAUCUUCACAAUUGGAGUUUGACCCAAAUGCAAAGAAAGUGACACAUAUUUUGAAGAGUAACAGCUGGUUUAAUUGUUAG